Bufo bufo (common toad) is the source of this 732-nucleotide messenger RNA. RefSeq lists its product as uncharacterized. Lineage: Eukaryota; Metazoa; Chordata; Amphibia; Anura; Bufonidae. The transcript is spliced from 2 exons. The record is from RefSeq and is a predicted model, not a curated record. The coding region runs from base 1 to 732 and encodes 243 amino acids.
AUGGCAGAGCAGCAACAGAUGAAAACUUCCUUCCUCUAUAUCCAGCUAAAGUCACCGAGCAAAUGUGCUGAGCGAUCACAGAAGGCGUGCUGCUUGGCAGAGAAAACUUUCUUAGCUGCAAGCAGAAAGGCAUGUGACACUAGGAGGCCAAAUUCUCCUGUGAGAGAAGACACACAGUCUGCUUGUAGCAAGCUGAAGACAGAGGCAGGCAUUUCUGCCCAGAACACAGUGUCAUGCUUAAACAUCUGCUUAGCAAUGAGCAAUGGCACCAAGGAAAGCACAAAUACUGCCCAAGGAAGCACACUGCCACAUGCCAAAGCAAGCCAUACAACGUAUCUCCACGAUCAAGGGGCUGGAUUAAGCAAUAAGCAGCAAGAAAAUGGAAUCUUCAGAUCUGAUGUCCCAGUGACAAGCCACCAUGUCCCCCACAGUCACAGCUAUGUCUCAAGCAGCUGGAAUGUGAUGGAUCAACGCUACAAUGCAGGGGAGGAAAAGAUGUGUUGGAAAGUUGAAGUAUGCAACACCAUGGUGACAAAUACUCCAAUUCUUUGUAGAAGUCCUGAGUUUCAAAGUUUCCGUGAGGCAUCGGUCAAAAAAUCUACCACAUUAAUUGGAUUACAUGACAGAUAUAUUGGGCAACGAUUAGAAGGAAAGAGGCUAUCCACCAGGUAUCCUAUGUCAGUGACUACUGCUAGUCCUGUCAAACUGAAGAAGGUAAAAAGGUAUGAUUAA